Molecule: messenger RNA, 1089 nt
Organism: Bipolaris maydis ATCC 48331
Lineage: Eukaryota; Fungi; Ascomycota; Dothideomycetes; Pleosporales; Pleosporaceae
Product: Alpha/Beta hydrolase protein
Biological process (GO): proteolysis
Molecular function (GO): serine-type endopeptidase activity
Source: RefSeq, a predicted model, not a curated record
AUGUUGACUCAGAAAAAGCUUCUCUAUUUGAAAAAGGACUGGCUGAGUGGAAGCACCGUCACUAAAGUUACUGCACUUGGUUGCAAAACUUGGACUGCGGAUCCUCAUUCAUUCUCUGUUUCCGAUGAUGGAUUGUUUGCCACGUUCCUCCAAUAUCAGGAUCCAAACUCUUGCUUUGAUCACGAUUCAGUCUUUGUUGUUUCUUUUUCUACUCCAGAACAGUCACAUCGUGUCAGUCUCUUUCGAAAUCAGCAGGGAGCGGAAAACACACCUUGGAAUCCACGGAUACUUUCAAUAUCUUGGGGCUCCCAAACCUCGUCAUCACUUUAUGUUAUUAUAUACGAGGAUGGCAACAUGCCUGUUUGGAAGAUCGAUAUAUCCCAAGAUGAUGGAAAAAUGGGUUGGAAGGGCCUAGCAACGCCAGUAUUACAGAAUGGGUGCGUUUCAUCAUUAUUUACAUUAACUAGGCGAGAAGGCCAAGAAAGAAUCUUGGUAGUCCGUUCGACAUUCGACAGGGCAGGCAUCGUUGAGAUUAUAGCACAUGAUGCUGAUUAUCAAACUGGGGUUCGUUUGAUUGCCGAACACUGCGUCCCAUCGUCUUCGGCAAUGCAUGAGAAAAACUCCUUCCAGGGCGCCGAGGCUAGAAUAUCAGCAUUUAUCCAGAAACCCGGGCAUUUCGUAUCUGGCAAGAAGUACCCAGUGAUCAUCAUACUUCAUGGAGGUCCUAAUGAUGCCUGGAGAGACUGCUGGCCGAAAUUCUGGAACCCGUUAGUCUGGACAGAUCAAGGGUAUGUAGUUAUCACUCCAAACAUCAGCGGCUCAACAGGAUAUGGAGUUUCGUUUGCGACUUCCAUCUACCAGGACUGGGGCGGCAGAACGUUGACAGAUCUCGAGUGUCUUUUCUCUCACAUGGAAACUUCUAUGCCAUUUGUCGAUUUGUCUCGCGUCAUUGGAGCAGGCUACAGUUUUGGUGGAUACAUGAUGAAUUGGAUCGCGGGAAACCGCUUAUCUACUCGCUUCUGCGCCCUGAUUGUACAUGCAGGAUUGUAUUCCACCCGAAAUUUAAUGUCUGGAGACUUCCCUGUGUAA